Molecule: messenger RNA, 2637 nt
Organism: Dichotomopilus funicola
Lineage: Eukaryota; Fungi; Ascomycota; Sordariomycetes; Sordariales; Chaetomiaceae
Exons: 3
Coding region: 1-2637 (878 amino acids)
Molecular function (GO): protein binding
Source: RefSeq, a predicted model, not a curated record
AUGGAAACAAUACAAUUCGCCACGAUGGCGCAACCCCAGGAGAUGCGCGAGAAGGCGCGGGGUCGGGAUGUGUUCUUUGCGGCAUCGAAAGUGAAGGAUAGGCCGUACUCAGUGUACACGGAAUUCAUGGAGUCGGAUACCGAGAUCGAGCAAGGCGAUGAUCAUGACGACGACUCAGAAGUGUACAGUGAAUUUGGGGACCUGGAAGGAAUUGAGGAUGGCGAAUGCUCACCUCGUCUCAGUCUCGGUGGCUCGUCCGGACAACCCAGUUUCACGACCCUCUCGACACAAGACGAAGCACAAACACCCAGCUCGCUCCGCCAACGACCGUUCUUGUUCGACCACGAUGCGAAGCAGCAAGUCGAGGGUCCCAGGGGGCCACACCUGUUCCGCAGCUCCAUGUCCUCGGCGCAGUCGAUCGAGCUUCAGCACGCCCUCUCGCUUUCGCCCAUCACACCGAAAGACCCGCGCACAUUAGACUCGCAGCUACAGAACUUCCACCUCACUCCCCUCCCGAAAAAGCGGCGCGACACCGGCCCGUUCCAGUUCACAGAUGAGGAGCUCGACACCUCAGCACUCUCUGACUGGACGCCAGAGAUGGUCGCCCAACAAAUGCUCAACGCUGGGGUCGAGCUCACGGCGUCGGAAAGAUUCGUCGAGAACGAUAUCAACGGCGCCAUUCUCAUGACGCUCAAGUUUGAGGACCUGAAAGAGCUGGGGAUCGCUUCGUUUGGCGUGAGGACACAGAUCUGGGACGAGAUCCACAAGAUGAUGCAUCUCAAGAAGCCCGAGCCGAUGCCGGAGACGCCAAUUGAAGACGAGCCGGAUAAGAAGGUCAAGAAGGAACUGCGAAGGCAGGAAAGCGGUGCUGGGGCGCGCAAGCAAAAGCCCCGCGUCAAGGUCAACGACAUCAUCUCUCCCCUUGAGUCUGUGUCCAUUGUAGGCAUUGAGCAGGUCUUGCCGAAGCCUCAUAACUGCUCUAAGGGCGAGAACUGUUCCAAGUGGAAGAGGAACCAACGGUUGAUGGAGGCAUUCAAGAAGGACCACCCCUUUGUUGACGACAAGGGCAUCAUCAUGGUUGCGGGCGACCCGGGCAACCCCGAGACUGCUACUGCGCUCGUGCCCAGCGACGACUCCUUCCGGCCAGUCUCCGACGCCGUGCCAUCCGUGGUGGCUUCGUCGGACGUCAUGGGCCCCGGGAGCUUGCCUCCUCUUGGGUAUCUCCAAGCUGCCGCACUGCGCAACCUCCAGUCAAGGGACCCCCAGGAGAACGUUCGCCAAUUCCUCGACUUCCAACGGCCGCACGCCAACGCUUCAAGCGAAGUCCCUCCUACGCCGCCUUUUGAGAUCUUCCCCCAGGGAAACCAAAAGGGGGCUCAUGCCGGCCUGCGCAAGCUUCCCAAGCUCGCGAUCCCUUCGCAACCUGCUGCCGCCGCCGCCGCUGCUACCCGGCGCGAGCCACAGUCAGCCCAGGCUAGGUCCGCACGCCCGGUCUCGCAGGUCAUUCCCUCAUUCCGGGAGCUCAGCCCAUCGUCCGAUGAGGGUACUCCUACCCCGACUGCCCCGUACCGCUUCGGCACUCCGUUCUCCGAGAUGGACGUCCCUGUCACCAUCACAGAGAUUCCCGUGAUCUCUCGAGACGUCUCGCAGUCGGUCCCGCCUGACAUGAACUUCCGCAACCCUGUCCCUCGUUCCAUGUCGCGAAACACCAUCCGCCGGCCAUCAUUCCCUGUCAUGCCCGCUCUGGACGAGAACUCUAUCGUUACACCCGCGGUUAAGACCCACGGCCGUUCCUUUUCCCAGCGUACUGGGCAACGCCCCCUUCAAGCGCCUCCUCGCGCCCAGUACCCGUGGAGCCAGACCGAGCGCCCAACGCUCGAAAAGGCCGUCCCGCCUACAGCGGCGUCGGCUUCCGGUGCCGCCGCUAGCAUCCCGGGCACUAUCACAACCGGUACCGUCAAGGCCGUCAACAUCAAUGGUCGUCUCUCCCCCAUUAGCGACCAACCCCAGGUCGACAUGACUGGCGGCAACGCCAUCUCGUACCAGGGCCUCAUGCGCAAGCGCAAGACCAAGAUGCUCCGGCACGAGUGGCACGAGCACUUCUUCACGAUCCGCGGCACCCGCCUCACGAUGCACAACAAGGAAGCCGCCCAUGCGCCCGCCUCCACGGCUGCCAUGAACAAGACCCUCGAGUACAUCGACAUUGAUGACUACGCUAUCGCCUGCGGUACCGGCGCCAGCAGCUCCAAGCUCAACGCUGCCUUCAAGGCCAUGCAUAUCCGCCGCGGCAGCGACGACGCCAAGGCCAAGGACGUCGCCGCCUUCAGCUUCCAGCUUAUCCCCCAGGACUCCAAGGGCGGCAUUAAGCUCCGCAAGAGGGAGAGCGCCCUGCCCGGCAGCACCAUGGUUGCCGCCGCUGGUGUCAUUGGCAAGGACAGUGUUAGCAGCGGCAGCAGCAGUGUCAAGGAUGUCCCGCCUCCUAUCGAGGGCGCGACUAACGGCACCGGCAAGACGCAUCAUUUUGCGGUCAAGGGCCGUGAUGAGCGGAUUGACUGGAUGCGUGAGCUGAUGCUGGCUAAGGCGAAGAAGCAGAAGGGUGAGGGCUUUGAGGUGAGCGUGAAUGGGAACAUGAUUUGA